Zeugodacus cucurbitae (melon fly) is the source of this 1546-nucleotide messenger RNA. Its product is annotated as putative phosphatidate phosphatase. NCBI's taxonomy places the organism in Eukaryota, Metazoa, Arthropoda, Insecta, Diptera, Tephritidae. The transcript has a single exon. The record is from RefSeq and is a predicted model, not a curated record. Gene Ontology annotation, molecular function: phosphatidate phosphatase activity. Gene Ontology annotation, biological process: phospholipid metabolic process; phospholipid dephosphorylation; signal transduction. Bases 444 to 1451 code for a protein of 335 amino acids.
GCUGUAUAAUGGUUACGAUUCUGAAAUAAAUUAGUUGAAAACAACUCGAAUGCGCUCAGUCACAAAACGAUCCUACGACGCGCAUCGCUGAACGCGGAAAGCUUCGCGCUCAGUGAACGAAACGAAACGAAAUACAAAAAACACAAAUUGUUGUACAAUAUUUUUCGGCAGACACAAUUAAAGUAAUUAAGGAAAAAUUGUAAACAACAGAAUAAAGUGCCAAAUUAACUAAAAUAAUUCAUACAAGUGUAUUAAAAAGCUACGUGGCAACAAUAAAAGCAUCACAGUGUUUAGUAAAAGACGCGCAAGAAAUAUAAAAAUUAAAAAAAAAACAACAAAAAGAUACAACGUUCUCAAGUCAACAGUUGUCAGGCGGAUACCAGUUGAUUCUCACAUUCGUUUCGGAUCCACUUUCGUCCACUAAAGCUACCAAACACAACGCCAUGAAAGACACCAAACUCACCACGGACGAUCGCCGUUUCCUGCGCAGCUUACUAACCGAUCUGAUCAUCUUCGUUGUGCUCGGCUUACCGAUUUUAAUAUGCGAGUUCGUCAUCGAACCCUUUCGGCGCGGCUUCUUCUGCACGGACGAGACGAUACGCUAUCCUUUUCGUGAGAAUACUGUAACAACCGUUUUGCUCGCUGUAAUCAUCUUGGUUGUGCCGGCAAUUAUACUUCUUGCAGUCGAAUUGACGCUCUACUACCGUUGCGGCCGCAUACGUGAGAUGGUGCUGCUGUUCGGCUUCAAGGUGCCUGCAUGGCUGGUGGAAUUCGUAAAGCAUGCGCUCUACUUCACUUUCGGUGGCCUGCUGACGAUGGAUGCCACGGAGGUUGGCAAGUUCACAAUUGGGCGCUUGCGUCCACAUUUCAUCAGCGUGUGUCAGCCACAGUUGUUGGACGGCAGCAAUUGUGAGUCGGCACAGAAUUUGCAUCGCUACAUUGAGAACUACAUUUGUGUGGGCAGCGGUUAUACGCAGGAAGAUGUGCGUCAAGCGCGUCUCUCCUUCCCCAGCGGUCACUCGAGCUUGAGCUUCUUUGCGCUCACUUAUGUCGCCAUUUAUCUGCAGUACAAAAUCACCUGGCGUGGUUCGCAAUUGGCGCGACACUUUUUGCAGUUCUCGCUCGUAAUGUUGGCUUGGUACACGGCGUUGUCGCGCAUCAUGGACAAUUGGCAUCACUGGUCGGAUGUGCUGUGCGGCAGUGUGUUGGGCAUUGCAAUGGCCGUGAUUACCGCGCGUUACAUCACGAAGGAGUUUAACACGCCGCAAUCGUGCUUAAGGGGGCACUUGCCGCGACAGGAUACCUGCACGACGCUGAACGAGAUCGUGCCAACGCCGCCACCGUACACGAUUGCACAUGGCGUGGGUGACAGCAUGCCGUCGUUGCAUCGGGAGAGUAAUGGCAGCGGCACGCAUAGCUUCAGUAAUGAUCAGUAUUGCACGAAGGUGUAACUUUCGGGGGGCGCAAGUAAGGGAAGGGUUUCAAACUUUUUAUUAUGUGAUAGUUUACAACUAAGUGCUUCAAAUAUUGUUACGUGCUGAUAACG